ACUGAACCCACGAUCACGGAACGUCGACCACCAAGCCCAGCCUAUUCCCACUUCAUACUUUGAACGCUCCUUUUCGACCGAGAUCUCGACUAAGAGAUGGAUAUCUCGCUCAAGGUAGAGCACCCGGGUUCCGCGGGGCCGACUGUCGUGGCCCCGGGUCUGUCUACCCCGGAGACCGGCUCGACGCCUACCGGCUCGAUCGACGCGAAGAGCAGCCAGUCUCCCUCCCCCUCUGCGCCGUCGAACGGUCAGGCUUCCGCGUCGCGGCGCCCCCCGCGCAAGAGUACUUUGACCCAGCAGCAGAAGAACCAGAAGCGGCAGCGCGCGACUCAGGAUCAGCUAACGACACUCGAGAUGGAAUUCAACAAGAAUCCCACCCCGAUCGCCAACGUUCGCGAGAGGAUUGCGGAGGAAAUCAACAUGACCGAAAGGUCUGUUCAGAUCUGGUUUCAGAACCGGCGUGCCAAGAUUAAGCUUCUGGCCAAGAAGAGCCUGGAAACAGGCGAGGAUAUCGACUCUAUCCCUGAGUCGAUGCGAGCAUACCUGGCAAUGCAGGCCAUGGAAUCCGGGAAGGGCCUCGGUGGCCCCUACAUGGGACGCACCGGUCUCCUUCCCUACGGCUCCAUGAUGCUCGGAGGCGAGCAAGGAGGACAGGGCAAAGUCCUCAUCCAUCAUCUGACCUGCCGGUCCCUGAGCAUCGGCAAGUGGACGCGCGUUGGCCAGAACACGAUGGAUCUCAUCAUAUUCUACUCGCCUGAAAAGUGCACCAUGACCUACUACAUCAACAAUGAUCAGGCUGGAUACAAGAUCGAGUACAACUUCAAUGCCAUCAAGAACAUCUACCUGGAGAACCCCGAUGGCGACGCUAUGAAGCUGGGCGGGAUUGUCAUCGAGCUGAACCGCGCUCCCAGCUUCUUCAUGGAUUCGUCGCCGAACUCUAAUGGGUUUGUCCAAGUCGAGGACUUCACCGAGGGCCACCAAGCCACUCACUGCCUCGUUCACCACCUCGGCGGUAACCCUAAGGUUCUCAGUGGCCAGCUCGCCAAGCUAGCGUCGCUCGAAUCCUUCACGAACCGACAUAACACGGUGCCUUACGACAUGAGCCACGCCAUGUCGGUCUCUGCUCCGGUGUCUCCCACUAACCGCCCUGCUUCGCAGCCCAACUUUGGUCCGCCCCAUAUCGGCAUGUACCAGGAGUCGCAAUGGGGAGUGAACCCGGUGCACGCCGGUAUGCGCGCGCCCGGCCAUAAGCGACAGCGUAGCCGAUCCGUCCCCACAGCCGUCGAUUUCUCCAUGUUCCAGAACCCGAUGCCCGCCUUCUAUAUUCAACAUCCGGGCGAGGGCCAGCCGCAGCACAGCCCCGGCAUUUACUCCCCGGUUCCCCAGCAGCCCGCUGGCAUGAGCAAUGCUGGCCCGAAUCUGCGCAUAGACACGCAGGCAUCCUACGCCAUGGACAUGCGACAGUAUCCGCUCUCCGCCACUACCGCUCCGUCGGAAUAUUCAAGCCCGAACUACUUCUCCCAAGCUCCCGGGGGCACGCCGUUACCUGCCUCGAGCUUCGGUACGCCGUAUGGCGGUGCGUUUCUUUCGCCCCUGCCUCAGAUUCCUCAGUCUGUAUCUCCGUUGUCAUAUACGAGCCACGGCGAUCCGGCUAUCGUUGAACAGUCUCCGCCCUUGAGUAUGCUUCAGCGACCAGCCUCUACCGACAUGUACGGCAUGAGCGACUCGGCUAUUUCGGAUGACGGCCACGGCCUGAACGAGAUGUAUUCGAAGCACACCAUCAACAUUCCCAUGCAUCCUCACUCGCCUGGCUAUAUGGAGCCCAGUCAAGCGGACCUGGACAUGAGCCAGCUCGUGCAAUUCGACGCUGUCGACCCGUCUAGCCUCUCCCCCGAGAGCAUGUCUCACCCUUAAUGAUGCGGGAAUGUGGCACGGCUUGGCGAGGUCGGAGAUUCGUCUUAGGGCCACGGACACUGGUCUGAUAUCGUGUUCCCUAUCAUGUUUUCGUCUUUUUGUCGUUGUGGCGUUGCGGAUCUAUAUACCUCUUGUCGUUUCGGUGAUUUUCACUUGUCUUCCCUCUCAAACACCCUUCUCCGGUCUGUUCCUCGACGUACGAGUUUUGGUUCGAUUCUUGUCCCAUCCCAUCUCGAUUCCACCGGCCACAAAGCUGGGCACGACGACACCUUGUUUCGGUAUCCGAUUAUGCGUGUCCGGCACAGCGAUCGUACGUUCUACUCUACCUCAAUAGCGGUAUUUUUUGGUUUCUGUUUCUUACCCUUGCGGUCUCGUUACCCUUGAAUUUCAAGCGGCCUGCUCUGCACUAAUACUGCGAAUUUCGGAUCUAAUCCUUCCCUUCAA
Durotheca rogersii is the source of this 2358-nucleotide messenger RNA. RefSeq names its product homeobox-domain-containing protein. The coding region runs from base 97 to 1914 and encodes 605 amino acids. Gene Ontology annotation, molecular function: DNA-binding transcription factor activity, RNA polymerase II-specific; RNA polymerase II cis-regulatory region sequence-specific DNA binding. Gene Ontology annotation, biological process: regulation of transcription by RNA polymerase II; cell differentiation. The transcript has 3 exons. NCBI's taxonomy places the organism in Eukaryota, Fungi, Ascomycota, Sordariomycetes, Xylariales, Xylariaceae. The record is from RefSeq and is a predicted model, not a curated record.